This is a messenger RNA of Epithele typhae, 981 nucleotides long. RefSeq lists its product as uncharacterized. Bases 1 to 981 code for a protein of 326 amino acids. The transcript is spliced from 3 exons. Lineage: Eukaryota; Fungi; Basidiomycota; Agaricomycetes; Polyporales; Epitheliaceae. The record is from RefSeq and is a predicted model, not a curated record.
AUGUCCUUCUACUCUGAAUUUGUCUGUGAUACUCGCUUUGAUCCGAUGAGUUUGUUCAACGCUCCCUUGGUCCGGGGCGAUUUCAGCUACUGGUCUCCAGAAGGCGCCUCUCAAGAAAACGAUGACAAGCCUGCCGCGUCGUUCGACUUGCGUCCGUACGAGCUUGGCGAGCUCAGCGGUGACUUCGCGGUCGAUUUGCUCUCGCAGUCUCAGCAUUUCGUCGACUUGGAGCUGCUGGACUGGACUUCCGUGCCCAACACGAUGAGCGGGGGCGUCGCGACUCAGCUCCUUCCGGAGCCUCUUUGUGAGGUCGACUACCUCAUCGAUCUCGGGCGCAGCCAGAGCCCUCAUCAGGCAGCCUCAUACACCGCGAACGCUUCCUUCGACCCGUCUCCGCCCCUGGACAUGCUUGUGCCUUCCGCGCUGGGCCUUUACAGCGCCGUCCCCACCCCGGACCGCCCCCAAUCUCCGAAACGCAAGCGCCUGCUCGACGACGAGCGCGCCGCGUCCCCUCCACCAUGCAAGCGUCCCCGGCGCGCACCACCCUCCCCGCUCCCCUCCCGCCUUCAGCCCAUCCGGGUCACAUCGUCAUCGGACACCUACACCUGCCCUAUCCCUGGCUGCGGCGCCGCGCUCCACGCCACCGACGCAGCUUGGCGCACGCACUUCAAGCGAGCGCACCACGACGACCUAUGCGCGACCUGUCCUUCGGCGCGUGCUCCCUCUAGCGCGUGCGUCGCGCGCUGCCCGAUGCCGGGGUGCGCCGAGUCUGGGCCGGGCGCGAGUAGGCGGAAGGGAGACGGGCGCAUGACGCUCGAGUGCGUCGGGCGACACUGGCUGAACGUGCACAUCGGCGUGGUGUUCCGGUGCCCGGUGUGCGGGGAUGAGGGCCAGAUGCGCGAGAGCGCGGCGACGCGGCAUGUGCGCGGGUGCGCGAAGCGGCGGGCGCGGCGCGGGGGAUAUGGGUCUGUCGCGCACUAA